Messenger RNA from Clunio marinus, 201 nucleotides. NCBI's taxonomy places the organism in Eukaryota, Metazoa, Arthropoda, Insecta, Diptera, Chironomidae. The record is from the annotation of a GenBank genome assembly.
AUGAAGAAAAAUCUUCAAACACGCGAAAGCUGUUUAUAUGAUAAUCGGGAAGGUAGCGGGUUCAAGUCCCGCCUGAGUAAUUUUUUCCUUAGAAGAUCACAAUUGAAAAAAGAUAUUUCGAAUUUCGAUUUCAAUACUCAUCAAGGCAUGAAUGAAAUGUACAAAGCAUCUCAAUUGAGAGAUUUUUCAAAGAAUUUAUGA